Closterium sp. NIES-65 is the source of this 2580-nucleotide messenger RNA. NCBI's taxonomy places the organism in Eukaryota, Viridiplantae, Streptophyta, Zygnematophyceae, Desmidiales, Closteriaceae. The record is from the annotation of a GenBank genome assembly.
AUGGGUCCCCUCUCGAAUCGCAUUCAAACUCUCUGCUUAGCCAACGCCACCGCCGCCAUUUCCCGCCUCUCUCUCCGUGUCGUUUGGCUAAAAGACGAGGGGAUGAUCUACGUGCCGCCCAGUGAAAUUCUAUUGGGCGGCGGCGGAGGAGCGGGCGGGGGAAGAUCAGGGGGGGAGAGCGCGCGGUCAAGGGGGAAAUUCACUUGGGGAAGAAGAGAGCCAAAGAGGGGGGAUAGGGAGGAAGUGACUAUGGCCGGGGAGAGAGGGGGAGGCGGGGCGAAAGGGGGCGGACGGGGAGGCGGGCCGAUGGUGAUUGAUACGGGGGGAGCGCUGUCGCCCGUUACAGCCACGAGAGCGUUCCUCGCGCACCCGUUUGUGCCCAAAACGAUGCGGUUUGGGCAGUGCGGGCGCAGCAGCGCAGCGCUGGACCCCUCUGAAGCGGAACGGCUCUCUCUGGACGUGUGGGUGUCUGUGAGGGCGCUCAACCGCACCAACUUCGUGAGUGCAGGGGGCAGUAUGUGGGGAGGGAGCAGUGUUUGGGCCAACUGUGCGGAGUGGCUCUCUCUGCACGUGUGGGUGUCUGUGAGGGCGCUCAACCGCACCAACUUCGAGAAGGUGGUGGGGUGUUUGGUGCUGGAGGAGUUUCACCACUGCUACGUUCGCCUGCAGCCCUCGGUGGCAGAGAAGGUGGUGGGGUGUUUGGUGCUGGAGGAGUUUCACCGCUGCUAUGCUCGCCUGCAGCCAUCGGAGGCAGUGAGAGGCAUUGUGGAGUCCACCAAUCUCAACAUGACACUUGUCACCCAGAGCACAGCCAUCUAUGUUGAUCCCCCCUCCGACCAAUCCUCCUGCUCCGGCUGCCCGCCGGGCAGGCAAAUUUCCGACUGCGUUGCCCGGAGCAUCGCGAUGGAAAUUCUACGCCGCCCGUCGAUCGAACUCACCAUCGCUUCCCAAGACCCCUCCCAUCCCACCGCAAUCGCCGAUUUCUUCGACCCGAAUCGCGCCCCUUUCAUGCCCCCAUCGGCCGAGUUUAGAGCAGCCAGAUGCACCGAACCUGCGAUAAAAAAGCUCAUGGCCACACCGGGCCUGAUGGAUGCCGAACCUGGUUCCCCUGCCGGACCUGGCAGGCCGAAGCUGCCGGGCACACCUGGUUCGGAGGGUCAAAUGGGUGGUGCAAAGGGUACGGGAGGAGGAGGGUUUAGAGGGAGUGGAGGGGGGGGAGGGGGCGGGGGAAGUGGGGGAGUGAAGGGGAGGCAGGGGCAUGCGAAUGUGAGUGUGGAUGAGCUGGUUAAGGUGAUUGGGAUGGUGGCAGAAAGGGGGAAGGAGGCGAUUGGUUUGGUGGAGGACACAGGGAGAGUGGAUGCUGGGGCAGUGGAGCGAGCUAGGAGAGUGCUGAUCGCGUGUCAACAGCAUGAGGUGAGAGCCUUGCUUGUGUUGAGGGGGCACAGGAAGGGGAAAGGAGGCGAUUGGUGUGGUGGAGGAGGCGAGGAGAGUGAGUGCUGGGGCAGUGGAGAGAGCAAGGAGGGCGCUGAUCGCGUGUCAACAGAUGAGUUUGCCGAACUACUCCUUCUCGCCAACACACAAGCCAUGCUGCACAUGCGACCAUCGCCAGCAGCAGACUUCAUUCGCGCCCGAGCCCUCGCCCGCAACCCCUCCUUCCGCAUGCUGCCUCCCGUCUGCUACUCGCCCCCCAUCCCUCCCAUCCCCCGUCAACUCUUUGCCAAGUUCUUCGUCGUUGAGCGUGAGUGCUAUGCUGUCUCAUGCCCUACCGUGCAAUGCCAUGCCAAGCCGUGCUGUGCUCUCGCCCACAACCCCUCCUUCCGCAUGCUGCCUCCCGUCUGCCACACAUCCCCCAUCCCUCCCAUCCCCCGUCAACUCUUUGCCAAGUUCUUUGUGGUCGAACCAUCUCUCAAUCUGGCCUACUGCGGUCUCCCCAAGGUCGCUUGCACGAGUUGGCGCAUGUGGCUGCGGGCCAUGCUGCAUCUCCCCAAGCCAGAGGACCAUCUCCUCGCACACAGCUACGAGGCCAGCGGGCUGGGGGACCUUUCCCAGAAGUUUACUGAGAAAGAGGCCACACGGGCGAUGACGAGAAGAGGCCUGUUCAAGUUCACGUUCGUGCGAAAUCCGUUUUCGAGGGUGGUUUCGACCUAUUUGAACAAGCUGGUGGUGACAGACGCACCUGACAGGACCAAGGGGUGGGGGACAAGAGAGUUUUGGAACAAGGAACUCUUUGGAAGCGUGCAGCCCUUCUUUGACCUGCUUAAAGAUCCAGCCACGCAGCUCGUAUCGUUCCACGACUUUAUGCGCUUAGUGGAGCACCUUAUAAGGGGGCAGAAACCCCUAGAUCGACACAUAACCCCGCAAGUGGAUCUCUGCGCCUUGGACCACAUACAGUACGAUUAUGUGGGGCACUUCGAAAACUUGGAGGACGGGGUUCGUGUGGUAACCGCGCGUUACAACCACUCAAAUAUACACCUGUUUAAGUUUGGAAAAGAAGCGCAUGCGACUGGGACGGAUCUGAAGCUAGCUCGGCUAUAUGAUGCGGAGACAGUCCGACGUGUCUCCAAGCUGCAGCCUGUCUAA